UCUAAUCUUCCGCAGUCAGUCAGUCAGUCAUAGUUCGUGUCAAGUGAAGCAGGUCAAUAACACCGGCUGGUUCGGCUCAUCAGUUUCCAUCGUCAUCUAACUGAUUGAAACUACACAAAAACCGAAUAUGAAUAUGAAAACAUCUGUGAUCGCAGUACUCGUCACACUUCUCGCUCAGAGAAUCCACACCGAUGGUGCUAACAUUUUGCUAGUUUCUUCAUUCCCUGGCAUGAGCCACUGGCUAAUGUUCGAGCACAUUGUGAAUGAACUGCUCGAACGAGGUCACGAGAUCACUGCCAUCACAAACUAUCGCCUGAAGAACUCGAACUACAGCGAUCGUUACCGGGAGGUACUGAUCAAUCCAAUGUUUGAUUUCGAAGGGGAUCUACCGAUGGAAUCGUACUAUCGCUCAACGGAGUUUAGUAGCCCAUUUUUCAAGCUGAAAAUACUUUGGUGGCUAGGGUUGGCUACAACGGCGCAUACUUUCGAAACGGAAAAUGUGCAGCAAUUUUUGCGAGAGGAAGGCCUAAGAUACGAUCUGGUUAUUGCUGAACAGUUUGUUCAGGAGGCUUUUCUUAUGUUUGGAUACAAGUAUAGUGCUCCGAUUGUAACAAUAAAUACACUGGGGUACACGGACUACAUUGAUCGAUCGUUUGGAAUGAUAACUCCAUUAUCGUUUGUGCCACAUUUUUUCACCCAACUCACUGAUGAAAUGAACUUUGUAGAACGAUGCUACAAUGUGAUAGUAACGACGUACGAUUGGGCUUAUCGGAAGUUUAUUUAUUUACCUGAACAGAAUACGAUGGCUCGGAAAUAUUUUGCAAAUACUGAAAGUUUAGCAGUAUCCAUGCCAACACUGGAGGAGUUGGAUACGAAUGUCAGUGUGAUCCUAACCAACAGCCAUAUCAUGUCGUUCAGACCGAGACCUAAAAUGAUCGGAAUGGUUGAUAUAGCAGGCGUCCACAUUAGGCCGGCGAAGGAGUUACCGCAGGAUGUUAAGCAUUUCCUGGACAGCUCACCUUCCGGAGCAAUCUACAUCAAUUUCGGGACGUUCUUAAGAAGCUCCGCCAUGCCCGCUGAAACUCUACGUAUUUUUCUGCAGGUAUUUCGAAAUCUGCCCCAGUACCGCUUUCUCUGGAAAUGGGAAAGUGACAAUGUGCCCGAACUACCGCAUAAUGUUCUCGCUCGGAAAUGGUUACCUCAAAAUGACAUCCUUGCCCAUCCCGCGGUGAAAUUAUUUGUCACUCACGGAGGCAUCUUCGGGUCGCAAGAGUCGAUCUAUUGGGGCCGACCAAUGCUGUUUGCUCCGUUCUACGGUGAUCAACACUCCAAUGCCCUCAAGUUCCAAAGCGCCGGCGUUGGUCUUACAAUGAAGAUUAGCAACGUGACUGUCGAGGAGUUUCAAGGGAAAAUUGAACACAUUGUGAAGGACCCUGGUUUCCAGUGGAAUGCGAACCGUCUGUCGGUACUAUUUCGGGAUAAUCCAAAAGAUCCGCUUGAAGAGUCGGUGUUUUGGAUCGAGUAUGUAAUACGCCACCGAGGAGCUCAUCAUUUGAAAUCAGCAGCCAUCAGACUACCAUGGUACCAGUAUUUGCUGUUGGAUGUUGCGGCCGGAGUAAUUGGGAUUCUGUAUAUGAUAUAUAGGCUCACGACUAAACUUAUAAAAAUGAUGUGUCGGACCACAGAAGUCACCUGCAAGAAGAAGACGAAAUCAAAAAAGCAAUGAAUAAGUUUUCUUAAUACGAAAAUGUGUAGUCCCUACUGUUUUAGCAGUGAAUAAUCCUGUUCUCCUGAUUUUCAACAGAACAUCACUGGUGCUACAAACAACCCUUCCCAUCCGGGUCACGAACAUAUUAUGACUGGCGCAUAAGAACAACGACUCACGAAACCAUUGUGAUCAAAAUAAAACCUUUUAAAAUUAAUA
Messenger RNA from Topomyia yanbarensis, 1924 nucleotides. Its product is annotated as UDP-glycosyltransferase UGT5-like. The coding region runs from base 128 to 1726 and encodes 532 amino acids. The record is from RefSeq and is a predicted model, not a curated record. The transcript has 4 exons. Gene Ontology annotation, molecular function: UDP-glycosyltransferase activity. NCBI's taxonomy places the organism in Eukaryota, Metazoa, Arthropoda, Insecta, Diptera, Culicidae.